Spea bombifrons (plains spadefoot toad) is the source of this 5218-nucleotide messenger RNA. Its product is annotated as zinc finger protein 585A-like. The record is from RefSeq and is a predicted model, not a curated record. Lineage: Eukaryota; Metazoa; Chordata; Amphibia; Anura; Pelobatidae. Bases 254 to 3901 code for a protein of 1215 amino acids. The transcript has 10 exons.
ACAUCUCAGUGCCAUGGAAAGUACAACUGCACUACAACUCCCAACAUCCCCCGCGAUCAAAAAACAACCGGAAGUGACUCUGUUGCAAACUCUGGCUUACAGGCUGCUGUUAUUUGUCGUAGAAAGAUAUCAAGAUAAGGGUCAUAACUUUCAUGGAGCAAGAGGGGCAGCUGCCCCAGGUGUUGCGAGGAUGAAGAUAGUACAAUAGAGAAUGAUUUGAAGCCCUAUACUCCACUCCAUUUCAUUCACAUUAAUGGCCAACGGAAUCAGUCCCAUUACAGUUAAGAAUGAGUGCUACACAGAAUCACUUCCAGAUGAUUGGGAUACAGAAUCAACUGCUUCUAUAUCUAUCCAUAAUGAGAGAGAAACUGGGAAGGGCCGGAAUAUAUGCGAGAAUAAAGAAAAUCAGUUGGCAGACACAGAAGAAUCCAGGCCAGACAGGGUAAGCAAUAAUGAAUAUAUCGCAGAAUUUUGGGAAAGACCUGAUGAAAUGGAUAAAAAGACUGUCAGUGGUGAAAAGCGUUAUCAUUGUAUCGACUGUGGGAAAAGCUUCACACGCAAGUCAUCCCUUAUUGUCCAUCAGAGGAUCCACACAGGGGAAAAGCGCUUUAUGUGCAUAGAGUGUGGGAAGAAGUUUGGCUUGAAAUCCUCACUUGUCAGGCACCUGAGAACUCACACUCCAAAGGCCCUAAACAUAUGUCCUGAAUGUGGAAAGUGCUUCACUCGAUAUUCCAGCCUUUUCCAGCACCAGAAGGUUCACAGGACAGAGAAACUUUAUAAAUGUUCCCACUGUGAAAAAAGCUUCUCUCGGGCAUCAGCUCUUGUAGUUCAUCAAAAAACCCACAAGGAGGAGAAAUUGUCUAACAAAACAGAGAGUGGUGAGAAGAUCAAUGAUCAUGAUAAACUAGUAAACCAUCUUUCAGCCACAGAAGAAUCCUGUGUAUAUGUGAAAUGUUAUAAAGACGUCAUAGAACAAGGAUCCCCAAAGAGACUUAGGGGAAAACACACAGUGGCAGAUCCAGUGCCCAAGGAUAAUGCAGAUAAAGUAUUUUGUAUACACAACAGUUCCCUUGGUAGGGAAAGGGACCGUAAUACUUGUAAACCAUCUAAUAACAAAAAUAACCAUGAAAAAACAUGCUGGGAAAAAGGAGAUUGUGCAAGGGGCAGAGAACAAUCGCAUACAAAUAAAAAGUGUGAAUUCAGCUCGAUAGAGAGCAGAACUCUCUGUGGUGAGAAGCGCUAUCAUUGUAUUGACUGUGGGAAAAGCUUCACACGCAAAUCAUCCCUUAUUGUCCAUCAGAGGAUCCACACAGGGGAAAAACGCUUUAUUUGCACAGAAUGUGGGAAGAGAUUUGGUCUGAAAUCCUCUCUCGUUAGACAUCUGAGAACUCAUACCCCCAAAACAUUAAAUAUUUGCCCUGACUGUGGCAAGUGCUUCGCCCGAUACUCAAACCUUUUCCAGCACCAGAAAGUCCACAGAAGGGAGAAACCAUCUAAAUGUUCCCAACGUGAGAAAAGAAUCAGUCGGCCAUUACAACUUUUAGUUCCCCACAAUGGGGAGAAACAUCCUGAAAAAGUAGAAAGUGGUGAGAAUAUUGGUGCCAAAUGUCUAGCUAAUAACCAGAACGUGCGGAUGGAACAUGAUUUAAUGGAGGAGGAAACAUAUUCCAGUAUUCCCAAAGAGGUGAACACCGGAGUAUGUUGCAUAAAUCCAUUGCGAAAGGAUGAGAAACCUGCAGCUGAAAAAAGUUGCCUGGAAGUUGCAUCGAGCAAUGAAUGUACAGAAAGGUUUUGGGGUAGAUCUGAGGUAUUGGGCAGGAGAACUGUCAGUAGUGAGAAACGCUAUCUUUGUAUCGACUGUGGCAAAAGCUUUACACGCAAGUCAUCCCUUAUCGUUCAUCAGAGGAUCCACACAGGAGAGAAGCGUUUCAUGUGCACAGAGUGCGGGAAGAGGUUUGGACUUAAGUCUUCUCUUGUUAGACACCUCCGAACUCACACUCCAAAGACAUUAAAUAUAUGUCCUGAGUGUGGCAAGUGCUUCGCUCGUUAUUCCAGCCUUUUCCAACACCAAAAGGUCCACAGAAGAGAGAAACCCCAUAAAUGUCACCAUUGUGAAAAAAGCUUCUCCCGUACUUCACAACUUCUGGUUCAUCAGAGAACGCACAAAGGAGGGAAGCUGUCUUCUAAACUAAAGUGUGAGAGUGUUGGUGAACAUCCUAGAACCAACAGAACUGAGCAGUUCUUUAUGUGUGUUGAAUGUGGUAUGAGCUUCUGUGAAGAAAUCUUAUUAACAACACAUCAAAAAAUACAUAAAGGUGAGUGUUGCUAUAAUUAUUUACAAUCAGGUGUAGAGGAACUGGAAACUUUUUGGUGGACUCUAGAAUGGCACUGGAAUCGGUAUUUCACCCGGUGGAUGUUUUUGACUGGUUAUAGGGAAAGACAUGGAAAAUGGUUUUCUUUCCAUCUUAAAAACCUUUUUGUUCUAAGAUACGUUCAGCCAGGCAUAUCUCCUGCUUGCAAAUACUGCACAAGCGAUAUUCUUACUGUCAACUACUACAUGUGCCUGUUUUCUACGAGAGCUCUGGGAGCUGACUGUAUCGUUCCAACAAGCCUUAAAGAUGGAGCGUCUGAUGUUCUGGAAUGGGAUAGCGUGCAUGAUAAGUCAUAUCUUGUUGAAAAUAAUUACACCACCCAUAACAGCAGCCCUGUAAAUAUUAACCCUGACUCCAGAUCAAGAGGACCUAACACAAACAGUGAAUGUGUGAUAGACGUGAAACACGAAUCUAGUACGAAAGCUCACGGUAGCGAGAAACGGUAUCAUUGUAAUGACUGCGGCAAAAAUUUCACACGCAAAUCAUCCCUAAUUGUCCAUGAGAGGAUCCACACAGGGGAGAAACGCUUUACGUGCACAGAGUGUGGGAAGAGGUUUGGACUUAAAUCCUCUCUUGUUAGACACAUAAGAACCCACAGUGGACGUGUACUCAACAUCUGCUCGAAAUGUGGCAUCUAUUUCAGCCGAUAUUCAGACCUUUUGCUGCACUUGGAAAUUCAUAAUUGUGAAACACAAGUAAAAUCUGAUGUUUCAGUCUCAAAAGCGGAGCCAGUUGAGAGCCACAGUGUCAUGAAUCUAGAUGGAUCGGUGAACGUAGCCAAUUUGCUGGCAUCAGUACCUGUACAGAAAGAUUCGGAAUCCUGUCUUUUAAGCAAGGACCAAAGCUCGGAAUGUGAGAAGUCACGGCCUGUUGCAUCAGAAUGUAUGAAUGAUUCUGUGCUUAUCGGAUAUUCGGAUAGAGGAGAAAAAAUAGGGCAAGAUAAUCAGGACCAAGAUUCUGUGAACAUAAAAAAAGAGUCACCAGAGAAUAUCUGUACAGCAGAUGGACAUCUAGAUGGAGAUAAGAUAGACGAGUUUCCCUCUUACCCUUAUGCACUAGACUGGGGAGUAGAAUUUGAUAUUUCAAAACCUUUCAAUGGUGAAGAACAUUCUGGCAAACAACAAACAUCUAGGAGAAGAAAGGAAAACUGUAGUGAAGAACCCCACUUAGAUGUGAUGUUUCAUCAAGACUUUGGAAUAAAUGUGUGGAAUACAUCUAAUGCAGUAGAAAAAGAAAGUGGUGAGAAGCGCUUUCUAUGUAUUGACUGUGGGAAAAGCUUCACACGCAAGUCAUCCCUUAUAGUCCAUCAGAGGAUCCAUACAGGGGAGAAACAUUUCAUGUGUACAGAAUGUGGGAAGAGGUUUGGUUUAAAAUCUUCUCUUGUCAGACAUCAAAGAAUACACUCUACAGAGUUUUUUAGGUGUAUUGAAUGUGGGAAAAGUUUUAGGGAAUAUUCAAAGUUUUUACAUCAUCAGGCAAGUCAUACUGGUGAGUGGCCCUACAAAAAGAACAAUCUAACUGUGCGCUAAUAAGCCCUCAUAUAAUACUCAUGACAAAAGAAUCUCAUGCUAUAGUGCUUCAACAAACUGUAGCAAAGUAGUUACUCCAGCAAAACAUCAUAUCAUUCUCAUACAGUUGCCCAAAAAGAUAAGUUAGGGAUGUUUUUCCUAUAUAUUUUUUUAAGACAAAUUGUCAGAUAUAAAAUAAAAUUAUAGCUGGAUUCAACAUUGACAUAAGUCAACUGAGCAGGAAGCUCUUGGUCUACGCGAACAGCAGAGAAAACCUGAACAUCUAGCAGUAUUUUUUUCCCCCCAAUUACACAAUAUCAAUAAACAGUACUGGAGAAAUAAAGCACAUGGUCUGAAGCUGUUUCUGUCAUUUAAUCAAGAAAAAUAGAAAUAUUAAUAAAUAGCAAAGUGCGGCAUUAAAAGCCCUGGGGCACAACAAGUGUAGUGAAUGGUUUCAUGUAUAACAUGUUUCAUUGAAGAAUCAGCCUUUCGAGUGGAAAACAGAGGUUGUGGUGAUGGGAAACAAGUUCAUGAGAGCCCAAGUAGAGCGCUCAGCAUGAAGGCAUCUGUCAGACUAUUUUUGCAUUCUUCAGAAUAACAGCCAAUGGAGACAGCUAUUAAGGACAUAUGUCAGAGGCUUUAAGGUCUGGUUCCCCUAUAAUCCAGAGCUUCUAGAACAUUUAAUAAGUUCCAUUGUGUAGUCUGGAGAGACGAGUGGUAUGUGUUUCAGAAUCAUGUUGGCAGGGGGCGACUAUGGAGGGUGGAUUUGCUGUUUUGCCAUUAUAUCAUGUAUAGCUCUCCAUAAUGAGGGUACCCCCACAAUUUACAUACUAGAGAUUAUUUACCUCCUUCUAGCUCAUCUAUAGUUAUUUUAGUGACUGCCACAGAGCACAUGAUGUGGCAUCUAGAUGGCAGCUCUCACCAGAUACUUGAAAGUAGCAAUACACAUUUUUGUACCAUUGAUACUCAAGGGAAAUACACAAUUUGUAUUGUUACACAGGUGUAAGUAUUAUGAAUGAAGAAACACUGAAAUGUAACUUCCAGAGCAAAUCCAUGGCAAUCAUUUGUGUCAAAUUAAAGUCGUACGUUGUGGGGAGAUGGGGCAUUAGUGCAGAAGGUGUCCACGAAAGAUAUUCUGUCAAAUUCCACCGCUGUUAAAACAAUGAACUCAGUGUAACAUUUGCCAAAUUUGAAUGCUGUUUGUACUUUCUCACUGUUUUUUAAUUUCGUAUUUUUUUAGUUUAAAUCUGUAGAAUGCAUGGGAAAUGUCACCUACUACUUUCACGUGCAUCUGCCGAUUCUGAUAUAUUGCCCAGCAUUAAAGCAUCUCUAACAAAA